AAGAGUAGAAGAGCGAAUUAAUUUACACAUAGUCUCAGUGUCGCUGUGCAGCAAUGGAGCAAACCGAAGUGACAAAACCGCAAACUCUGGAUGAUCUGAUCAAAAUUUUGCAUCAGAUCUUUUCGAGUGACAGCGUGAACGUCGAAGAAGUGCAGACUAUAAUGGAAGCCUAUGAAAGUAAUCCGCAGGAAUGGAUGAAGUUUGCCAAAUUUGACCAGUACAGGUACACCAGGAACCUGGUGGACAAUGGCAAUGGGAAGUUCAACCUCAUGAUCCUCUGUUGGGGUGAAGGCCAUGGCAGCAGUAUCCAUGACCACACCAACUCUCACUGCUUCAUGAAGAUACUGCAGGGCCAGCUGAAAGAGACCCUCUUCAUGUGGCCGGACAGCAAAUCCCAUGGCAGCAUGAAGCAGAAGUCUCAGAGGGUCCUGCAGGACAACAAGUGUGCAUACAUCAGCGAUUCGAUUGGUCUGCACCGGGUGGAGAACGUGAGUCACACAGAGCGUGCUUGCAGCCUUCACCUCUACAGCCCCCCGUUCCAGCACUGUCAGACGUUCGACCAGCGGACGGGACACAAGAACACAGUGAAGUUGACCUUCUGGAGCAAAUAUGGAGAAAAAACUCCGCAUGAAACAACAGCCUCACAAGAAAACAACUGAAAGUCAACGGUGACACAUAACACAGCUUUGGAAAAUCAGGCAUAAUGAAAGUGAUUUUAUUUUUUUUUUUAAAUCUUUUUACGAAUUGAACAGUACGGUCCGAGCGGGGGUCACGAACACUGGGAUUAGGCGCGCAGUCUAACCGCUUGCCUCUGUAGUUACAUGUUUAUACUCUAGGGGGCAUGACUGGAAGCAUUGGCGGUAGUCUAACCCAGGCCACACCCACCGAUGGACCAUAAAGCGUUGAUGAUCGGGUUUUUGUGAUGAAUAUCCUUUCUUUUACAAACAAUGGAGCACUUUUUCCUCUUGAGGCUUACUGACUUUUUGUUUUAUCCUAAGAUUGCUUUUUACGUUCAUCUAAAUUAUGCAUACAUAACAUUUCUUGUACAUUCAGACUAAACUUAUCAUUUAGUGCGCUUCAAAAGCUUUGUAGCUGUAGCCAUAGCCUUUUACAAUCCAGUACUGCUAAUUUAUUUACAGUAAAUGUUAUUGUUAUACGUUACUUGCGUAUCGCGGGGGGGUGGGGGGGGGGAUUCAGUGGCUAGUAAAGGUGGACGUCAGAUUUCUGUCACAGCCUCCCAUCAACUCGACUUCGCUCUCUCUCUCAGGAUGUGUGGGCUGGAAUUUUAAUGAUAGCUAUAUAUUUAUAAUUCAUGACACGCUGUCCAGAAAGGAGCGUAACGUCUGUCUUUAUACCCUACAGCAGAAGUUGUGAUUUUGACCUGUCUUGCAUAUAGCAAACAUUAAAGGUUGAAUAUUCCAUCUUUUCA
Messenger RNA from Brienomyrus brachyistius, 1429 nucleotides. It is a transcript of the gene cdo1, whose product is annotated as cysteine dioxygenase, type I. Gene Ontology annotation, molecular function: ferrous iron binding; cysteine dioxygenase activity. Gene Ontology annotation, biological process: L-cysteine catabolic process. The transcript is spliced from 5 exons. Lineage: Eukaryota; Metazoa; Chordata; Actinopteri; Osteoglossiformes; Mormyridae. Bases 54 to 659 code for a protein of 201 amino acids. The record is from RefSeq and is a predicted model, not a curated record.